AUGGCGAGGGCGGCGCUGCCGGAGGGGUUAGAGGGUGGCUCCUCUGGCAGGGAGGAGGUUCUAGGCAUGGUGCUGCAUGGUGGAGGGACCCUGCCCUCUGCCUGCCCCAUGGAGCCGACACGUCAUGCGAGGCUGGGCAUUGGCAGCAGCAGCUUCUUCUCCUCCCCACCUGCUCUCCAGCAGUCGAGCCGCCAGGGGGAAAUAGGGGCAUUCCGGGAUAAAAUCAGAAUCCGGGAUAGCUUUCGCAAUUCUGGGACCAUCUCUGGAAAAUCAGGACACUUGGAGACCCUGCCAAAGAUCUUGGAUAAAGUAGCUCCUGUAUUUCUCAUGAGCAGCUGCAGCUUCCUGGUAGAGAAGUCACGUGACUCGACAGCCCGGGUGGUGGUUUGGCGGGAAAUAGGAGUGCAGAGGAGCUACACCAUGGAAAGCACUUACUGCGGAUGCAGCCAUGGCCUCUACAAGGGUCUACAAAUAGGGACUUGGGAACUGGAGGAGAUGGGAGCCAAGUUUUGCCUUGGGCUCCUCAUCCUGCAGCUGAAAUCCCUGCCUUGCAGCAAGAAGGUGAUGGCACAAGCAACAGCUCUGCUGGACGUGGAAGAGGAAAUCACAGACCUCCGAGCCCAAAGAAGCAGCAGCAGCAACGGCAACCUGGAGACGGACGAUGAACUUCCCUUUGGGGAUGAAGUGGAUUAUAACACAGACAGCUGCUCUGACCAGGAAGGAGACUUUUCGGAGCUGGACAAAGAGAUCUAGGAGUAUCGCUCCAGGGCUGAAGGAGUCAAAGAAGAAUCAGAAGCCAAUAGAGGAAAGAUGUAUGACACUGAAACACACACACACACACACACACACACACACACACACACACACACAUCACAUGGAGGACUUUCUACAUCUCGAGUCAGCCCAAGCAGCCAGCAUCUCCCAUUGCUGUCAACAAUGCUUGGGGUCUUCAGCAGACUGAAGAGCAGGCCCAAACCAUCAAUCCUCAAGCAACGAGCAGGCAGCUCACAGCUUGCAUCUGCUUCUUAUGUGGUGACAGUUCCAAUCCCAAAUGUCUUGCCCCGUUUGCACUUCCAAAAUAGACCUCUCUGUUGUUGUUGUUCUUCUUCUUUUUGCUAUUGAAACUAUUAUCUAGACUCCAUAGAAAGGGGAAGAGAUUCCUUGUAAUGUACUGAUAUAUCUCUAUAGCAAUGUGUGAGCACCAGUUAGCCAAAACUGGAGGGUGCAUGAAGGAUGGAGCUUUUCUUUUGCAGUGUUUUCUGCUCAAUAGUUGUUUUUCUGUCUUCUCUCUCUCUCUCUCUCUCUCU
Molecule: messenger RNA, 1307 nt
Organism: Lacerta agilis (Sand lizard)
Lineage: Eukaryota; Metazoa; Chordata; Lepidosauria; Squamata; Lacertidae
Product: cytosolic carboxypeptidase 4-like
Exons: 5
Coding region: 1-753 (250 amino acids)
Biological process (GO): protein side chain deglutamylation; C-terminal protein deglutamylation
Source: RefSeq, a predicted model, not a curated record